Mizuhopecten yessoensis (Yesso scallop) is the source of this 419-nucleotide messenger RNA. Its product is annotated as neuropeptide Y receptor type 1-like. Gene Ontology annotation, cellular component: membrane. Gene Ontology annotation, molecular function: neuropeptide Y receptor activity. The annotation marks the transcript as partial. Lineage: Eukaryota; Metazoa; Mollusca; Bivalvia; Pectinida; Pectinidae. The record is from RefSeq and is a predicted model, not a curated record. Gene Ontology annotation, biological process: G protein-coupled receptor signaling pathway. The transcript has a single exon.
AUGGAUAAUUCCACUCUACCAGUAAAUUUGUCUGCUCUGAACGAAUCGUUAAAAUACGACUACGAUCACCGAUAUUUGACAAGCCCGGAUUUUUUUCUACCGGAACCUUUGUCUUAUGAAUUGAAGACAUUCCUCAUCGUCAUCUACAGUGUUAUUAUGACCGGUGCUGUCAUAGGUAAUCUUCUUGUCAUUAUCGUCAUCCUCGGAAACAAGCAGAUGAGGACGGUUACCAAUGUAUUUCUGGUAUCUUUAACUAUCAGCGACACGUUGAUCGCCGGGUGGAAUAUGCCCAUACAGCUUGGUUACUACGUCCAUAACGAGUGGACACUGGGCGAGGUCAUGUGCAAGAUGUCCACCUAUCUUCAGACGGUCAACGUUCAAGCUAGUAUCUUUACGCUGACUGCUGUAGCCAUAGAACG